AUGACAACAUCUAUUUUCAUUGGCUUAUGUGGAAAUAAGCUUCCUAAAUCGGUUUUUCCAACAAUACAAAAUGGCGUUUCACCCGUUGUUCGUGGUCUUAUUAAGAACUGGGAUUCAAUGGAGCAACUUUGGCACCGCGUGUUUUAUAACGAAUUAGAAAUUAAACCCGAGGAACAUCCACUUCUGUAUAUUGAAUCUAUUUUGAAUACAAUAAAAGACAGAGAGAAAAUGGGUCAAAUAAUGUUUGAGAAUUAUAAAAUCCCAUCUCUUUUUGUUCUACCAUCAACAUUCUUGACAGUAUUAGGAAACGGUUUAGAAUGUGGAAUUUGUAUUGAGUCAGGGGAUGGAAUCACUCAAUUUAGUGUAAUAGCCGACUGUGUCACAUAUAGACCUAAUGAUAUGACAUACAAUUUUGCUGGGAGUGAUUUGACUGAAAAUUUCAUCAACCGAAUGAACGAUAAAGGUUACAAUUUGAAUACACCAGAAAUGAAAAAUGCAGCCAAAAACAUAAAAGAAACUCUGUUUUAUACAGUUCUUGAUGUCAAUGAUGAAAUUAAAAAAGAUGUAAAAGAGCUUGAAAGAAGUUACAAAUUACCAGAUGGUAAAGAAAUGAUAGUUGGAAGAGAAAGGUAUGGUUUUCCCGAGGCUCUUUUCAAUCCAAGUGUUAUAGGACUAACCCAGGAAGGUAUACACGAAUUUGUUUGCAACUGUAUUGGAAAAAUGGAUGAUGGAUUAAAAGCCGAAGUUGGACCUAAUAUUGUUUUAAGAAGUGGCAACACCAUGUUUCCGGGGUUCAAAGAAAGACUUGCUAAAGAAAUGAAUAUUAUCGAUUCUAAAUUAAUGCCUAAGUUCCACGUUCACGACGACCCCAAACUUGAUGCAUGGAUUGGCGGCUCGUUUUUUGCAGAAACAAUGAAUUUAGUUGAUAUCAGUGUCACCAAAGAGGAUUAUAAUGAAAGGGGACCUGAUUGCAUAACUCAGAAAUUUUAUUUUCGACAUUAA
Entamoeba invadens IP1 is the source of this 1002-nucleotide messenger RNA. RefSeq names its product actin-1, putative. Bases 1 to 1002 code for a protein of 333 amino acids. The record is from RefSeq and is a predicted model, not a curated record. Lineage: Eukaryota; Evosea; Mastigamoebida; Endamoebidae. The transcript has 2 exons.